AUGGGUGAGCUUGUAAAUGCUGCAAGAACAUUAGGUGAAACAGGAAAUUUUGUAGAUGGUUUUAAAAGACUUGUUUCAAAUGUUUUAACAAACACAAAGAAAUUAUUUAGAUAUACCAUACAUAACGGACGGAUUUUCGAACAGGUAGCAACAAACCCUCCGGUUAUGGCUGCGUUGAUGAUGGUUAGAGAUAUAAAACCACGUAACGACGGGAACGAAGAACAUGAACAACAGAGCCCAACGGGCUCAGAGCCACAUAGUGGCGAGGAUACUGGUCGGGUUAUUCAAGACAUUAAAAACGUGUAUCCUGAAGUUAUUGAUUUAUUUAGAGGAGUUAAUGAUUCAAUUUCAAAACAUUCUAUAACCCUCGAUGAAGAGAAUAAAUUAACAGAUUAUAUAUUCGUCAUUAUUGCAGAAUUAAUGAAGAGAAUAAAUGAAAAAGGAAUUGGUGAUAUCAUUAAUGUCAGCGAUGUAAUGAUGAAAAGAAAUUUUGACUCAUUAUUUACAAAACCGAAAACAGAAUAUAGUCUUUAUGACGUAAUUACCGAAUUAAUGAAAAAGAUUAAUGAUAAUAAGAGUUCUGGCGGAAGAGUUGAAUUAGAAGUGAAUGAUGUUAAUGAGAAAUUAGCCGAAAAAGCAGAUAAAAACCACGUUCAUUAUAUAACUUCAGACGAACAGAUUAUAACGGACUACCAUGGAUAUUUAACACGAAGUGAUGAAGCGAAGACAAAAAAUGUUAAUGAAAGAAGAUAUAAAUACAUUCGUGCUAAAGGUUAUGACAUAAGCUGUACUGUACAGUAUGACACAGGUAAAGCACCAGAAGCAUUUGUUAUAACGAUGAAAUUUAUGCCUCUACUUUCUGUUAAUGGUGUAUUAGUUGAACCAAGAUUUACGUUGAGAGUUAAGGCAAAAAUAACGUUUGAAGAUGCUAUUAAAAGUAAAGCUGACAAAGUUGAACUUGACGCAACGAACAAAGUUUUGAAAUCUCAUAAACACAACAUCUCCGAUAUAAAUGAACUUCAAACUUCUUUAGACAGUAAAGCUGACAAGAACCAUACACAUAAAUCCUUCACUACUGUUAGAGCAGACGACAUAAUAUUGAACUUUGACCUUGGUUCAAGUGCACCAUUAGAAAAUCCAA
Messenger RNA from Trichomonas vaginalis G3, 1141 nucleotides. Its product is annotated as keratin-associated protein family. The transcript has a single exon. NCBI's taxonomy places the organism in Eukaryota, Parabasalia, Trichomonadida, Trichomonadidae. The annotation marks the transcript as partial. The record is from RefSeq and is a predicted model, not a curated record.